AUGAGUCACAGGUUUAGCUCUCAGUCUGCUUUUAGCUCGAGAAGCAGGAGGGCCUACAGCAGCAGGUCCUCCUCGGGCUUUGGCGGUGGGCGACAGGUUGUGGGAUCUGUGUGCCAGUCACGCGGGAGGUGCAGCGGCGGUGGUUAUGGAGGGGGGUUUAGCUCCCGGAGUCUCUACAAUCUGGGCGGUAGUAAAAGCAUCUUUGGGAGCCUAGUAGGGAGAAGCGCCAGUGGUUUUUGCCCUGGGGGAGGAGCAGGAGGAUUUGGAGCAGGAAGAAGUUUUGGGGGUGGUGGCUUUGGAGGCGGUGGCUAUGGUGGUGGCAGAUUUGGAGGUGGCUUUGGGGGUGCUGGAUUUGGUGCUGGAUUUGGUGGGUUUGGCGGAUUCGGUCCGUCUUUUCCUCCUGGGGGUAUCCAUGAGGUGACUAUUAACCAGAGCCUCCUGGAACCCCUACACCUGGAGGUAGACCCUGAAAUUCAAAGAGUCAAGAACCAGGAGCGUGAGCAGAUCAAGACUCUCAACAACAAGUUUGCCUCCUUCAUCGACAAGGUGCGCUUCCUGGAGCAACAGAACCAGGUGCUACAGACAAAAUGGGAGCUGCUGCAGCAGGUGAACACCACGACUCGAACCAGCAGCCUGGAGCCCAUCUUCGAGAGUUACAUCAGCCAACUGCAGAGGCAGGUGGAUUUUCUGAACUCUGAGCGGUCGCGCCAAAACUUGGAGAUCAGGAGCAUGCAGGAUGUCGUGGAGGACUACAAGAGCAAGUAUGAGGAUGAAAUCAACAAGCGGACCAAUGCUGAGAACGACUUUGUUGUUAUGAAGAAGGAUGUGGAUGCUGCUUUCAUGGGCAAAUCAGACCUGCAGUCCAAAGUGGACACGCUGUAUGGGGAAGUCAACUUCCUGAAAUAUCUAUUUGAUACGGAGCUGUCCCAGAUGCAGACACACAUCAGUGACACCAAUGUCAUCUUGUCGAUGGACAACAAUCGCUCGCUGGACCUGGACAGCAUCAUCGAUGCAGUGCGAGUCCAAUAUGAGCUGAUCGCACAGAAGAGCAAGGAUGAGGCCGAGGCACUGUACCAGACCAAGUACCAGGAACUGCAGAUCACAGCCGGGAAACAUGGAGAUGACCUGAAGAACAGCAAGAUGGAGAUCUCAGAGCUCAACCGCAACAUCCAGAGGCUGCAGGCGGAGAUCAACAGCGUCAAGAAGCAGAUCGAACAGAUGCACGGAUCCAUUUCUGAUGCAGAGGAGAGAGGAGAAAGGGCUCUCCAGGAUGCAAAGCAAAAGCUGCAAGACAUGGACGAGGCUCUCCAACAGUCUAAGGAGGAGCUGGCCAGGCUGCUGAGAGACUACCAGGCAAUGCUGGGGGCCAAGCUGUCCUUGGAUGUGGAGAUCGCCACCUACCGCCAGCUGCUGGAGGGCGAGGAGAGCAGGAUGUCGGGGGAGCUACAGAGUCAAGUGAGCAUCUCUGUGCAGAGCAGUCAGGUGACUGUAGGCGGCGGCAGCUACGGUGGCGGCAGCGGCGGGGGUUCAGGCGGUUACGGCGGUGGAUACGGCAGUAGCUCCCGCGGGGGCAGCGGCGGUUACGGAGGAGGAGCAGGCUCCCGCGGGGGCGGCGGGAGCUACGGCUCGAGCAGCAAAAGCAGCAGCAAAUACAGCGGCGGCGGCGGCGGCCGGAGCGGCGGCUCCUCCCGCACUCAGAUAGUGCAGACCUCCACCCACAGUUCGCGCAGGCGCGUGGUGGAGUAGCGGGAAAGCGGCUUCAGUACCUCUCCUGCCGCCCUCCCCCCGACGCCCUCCCGGGCUCUCUCACCUACCUUUUCCCAACGGGUCUCAGCAAGCUUCCAGGUCACUUCGCUCUAGGUGGGGAAGCAGGUCAGAUUUACCGCCUCUUUAUUUCGUUAAAGACACAUGCUCACUCCGGCACCACUCCGCUGUCCCUCCACUGUCCUGAUACCCAGGGGCCUUGCCCAACAACGAAGAAAAAGAGCUUGGAGAAAAACUUCACUAGGGGCCUCAGACCCAGGUCCCUUUUUCUCAAACUGGGUAGCUCAGUAAAUAAUAACCCCUCACCCACAGCGGCCUUCUGAAAUCUCCCCUCAAAGAAACCUAUUGCAAUGCAAGUUUGUUUAGCCAGGGGCACAUCUGAGACAAGGGCCAUGGGGAGGGGGCUUGCUCUGUAGCCUUAUGCUCCCUCACCAUGAUGGCAAGGGUGGGUUUGUUGUUCAGAUUCGGUACCUGUAGGUCAUGCCCGUGCUGAUCUAUUUUGUCUCCUGGGUUAACAGCCCCAAGUAGGGAUCGUUCAGUGAGCAUGGGAACUGGAGCCCUUGUCCAAGGAAUGGCUGUUCUCAGCAGUGGGUGUGGGUGGUAUGGGAUUGACAAUUACGGUCUGUUUCUGUCCCUCCCCCUUCCAGCAGCCCCUGUAUUUGGAGCCAGCUCCUUCCAGAACUCUGUUCCAAAAGGACGUGCUGAGAAUUGCCCAAACAUUGGGCACCGGUAGGACAGCCUGGCCCUGAGGAAUGAGAGAUGUUGCCUUGGGUUGGGGAGAGAUCCAACCUUAAGCCAGUCUGGAAAUGGCCCGGGUUUUAGCAGGCAACCCAAUGCUCUCUCUCAGAACUCCUAAGUCCCUUCUGAACUCUGAUUCUAAGUUGUCAGACUUGAACUCCUAAUUUAAAAUUUAAUUUACAGUUCUCUGAAAAAAAUCCUUGAACUGUGCCGAGGAGGCAGGAAGAAAAAAGCACAACCUAUGAAGAGCCACUAGAGAGGGAAUUGGCUUUGCUUCUAAGUUCUGGAGACCCCUUCACUGGCUUGCUGAGCCUGUAAUUUUGUCUGGAAGGGCUUCUCUGUAGGGAUCCCUGGGGAAUGCUGUGACUUCAUUGCCUGUUGGAAGCUGAACUUUGAAGGGCUUGGCAGUUCUGCUUUUUUC
Molecule: messenger RNA, 2923 nt
Organism: Microtus oregoni (creeping vole)
Lineage: Eukaryota; Metazoa; Chordata; Mammalia; Rodentia; Cricetidae
Gene: Krt77
Product: keratin 77
Exons: 9
Coding region: 1-1746 (581 amino acids)
Biological process (GO): intermediate filament organization; keratinization
Cellular component (GO): keratin filament
Molecular function (GO): structural constituent of skin epidermis
Source: RefSeq, a predicted model, not a curated record